UUAUUUACCCGCGUGUGUGUGAUCACGGUCGGAUCCGAUCUGAUUGCUGCGUCGGUGUAUCGGCUGAGCGGUUAUCGUGCCCGGUUCCUCCGCCAUGGCUCUGCGCGGCAGUGUCGGGGCCUCGGCGUUACCCAGCGAGCUGAUCGUUCACAUCUUCUCGUUCCUGUCGGACCGGGACCGGCUGCGGGCCUCCUCGGUGUGCUCCCGCUGGAGGGAGUGCGUCUUCUACCCGGCGCUCUGGAGCCGCUUCACGCUGCGUGUCGGAACCGGGAUCGCGGGCGCGACUGGACCGGGAUCCGCGCCGGAGGAUGACGCGCCGCGGCUGGAGUUCCUCAUGCGCCGGUUCGGCUGGUUCGUGCGGGAGUUGAAGCUGGAAUUGUGCCCGCCCGAGGGAACCGGGACCGAGCCGCCGAGCGAGGAGGGCUGCAGAACCGCGACCCUUACCUACCUGCACCAGGUGCAGAGUGUGUUCAACCAGCUCCGGAACAACAGGAACAUGCAGAAGCUCAGUCUGUACGGAGACACGUUCAUGCUGCUGGACGACGUCCUGCAGGACCUCAGCCAGGUCGACCAGGGAGGCAAGAAAAUGAAAGAGAUCCAGCAGCUGUUCGAGGACUUCCUGUCCAACAGCAGGCAGCUGAAGUGCCUGUGGUGUUCGUUCAUGCCGGGCGUGGCGACCCCUCGCUCCCUGGCCUCCCUGUCCAACCCCAGCGCCGAGACCCUGGAGCACCUGAGCCUGGUGGACCAUCAGACGCCCGGCCUGCUCCCGCCGCCCGAACUGCAGCGCCUCUCCAACCUGCGCUCGCUCGCCCUGGACUUCGGCGACUUCUCCGCCCCCAUGUGCCAGCUGCUCACCGACCCGAACCGGGCGCCGCUGCUCCGCCUGUCCCUCCUGCUGAACGGCGCCAGCCCGGAGACCCGGGCCCCGGACGCCGGCCCGUCGGACUCGCAGCUCAGGGCCCUGGCGGGGGCCAACCCCGACCUGCGUGUGUUCCUGAUGGCGCUGGACGUGAGCGACGAGGUCCUGGAGGGGGCGCUGAAGCCCGGCCUGCCGCUGGAGAGGAUCCACGUGGACGGUUAUAACUCGUCGCCGAGCGACGCCGCGCUGGAGCGCAUCUCGCUGCAGUACCCCAAGACCCUCACGCACUUCGUCCUGGCCAGAGACGACGGCCGCUUCCCGGACCUGAGCGGGAACAGGAACGAGGACCCGCUGGUGCUGCUGGCGUGGCGCUGCGUGCAUCUCGCCGUGCUCGUCAUCCACGGUUACACGGUCUGGUCUCACAACCUGGUGGCCAUCUCGCGCCUGCGCGGCUCCACCCUGCGCGUCCUGGACGUCCCGGAGGAGUGCGUCCACAUAGACCCGGACCAGGCCCUGUUCUCCAAAGGAGACCCCAUGCAGACGCUGGUCAAGGAGGUGUCGCUGGGGCUCGGCCGGGCGUGGCACCCCUCCGUCACCGCCGAGGACGGCGCCGUCGUCGACGACCCCACGCUGCACUUCCACCGCGAGAUGCAGAGCUUCAGCCAGAGCGGCUAGAUCCUCCGGCCACGCCCCGCCGCACCACGCCCUUUUAUUCCUCCUCGGUCUCCUAGUCUGAAUUUGUGCCGUGUGAUGCUGGUCACAUGUCCGGCGGGAGGUCGAACCCACCCUCCGCACCCCCGUCUACACCCCCGUCCCCCUCUCAUCGACACGGUUCAGACCCGCGACUCUCGUCCUCCACCUUUUUACUUUUAUCCUCGUGUAUCCUGUAGGAUGGUUGUCUGUCUUCUACAGUUACAGCCCUCAAUCUG
Trichomycterus rosablanca is the source of this 1788-nucleotide messenger RNA. Its product is annotated as F-box only protein 33. Gene Ontology annotation, molecular function: protein binding. Gene Ontology annotation, biological process: positive regulation of protein ubiquitination. The record is from RefSeq and is a predicted model, not a curated record. The transcript has 4 exons. NCBI's taxonomy places the organism in Eukaryota, Metazoa, Chordata, Actinopteri, Siluriformes, Trichomycteridae. The coding region runs from base 95 to 1534 and encodes 479 amino acids.